AUGGCCGUUGGAAAGAACAAGCGCUUGUCGAAAGGCAAGAAGGGUAUCAAGAAGAGGACCGUCGAUCCUUUUUCCAGGAAGGAUGAAUACUCCGUGAAGGCACCCUCAACCUUCCAGAUCAGAGAUGUUGGGAAGACUCUGGUCAACCGCACCAGCGGUUUGAAGAAUGCGAACGACUCCUUGAAGGGACGGAUUUUCGAGGUUUCUCUGGCUGACCUGCAGAAUGAUGAAGACCACGCCUUCCGCAAGGUGAAGCUUCGCGUGGACGAAAUCCAAGGAAAGAAUUGCCUAACCAACUUCCACGGCCUGGACUUCACGACCGAUAAACUGCGGUCCCUUGUGCGCAAGUGGCAGUCGCUUAUCGAAGCUAACGUCACCGUGAAAACAACUGACGACUACCUUCUUCGUCUGUUUGCCAUCGCUUUCACCAAGAGACGCCCCAAUCAGAUCAAGAAGACCACAUAUGCCCGUUCUUCCCAGAUCCGUGCAAUCCGAAAGAAAAUGACCGAGAUUAUGCAACGGGAGGCAGCCAGCUGCUCUCUGGCGCAGCUCACCACGAAGCUGAUCCCGGAAGUCAUCGGGCGCGAGAUUGAGAAGGCUACCCAGGGGAUUUACCCUCUUCAAAAUGUCCACAUCCGCAAGGUUAAGCUCCUUAAGUCUCCCAAGUUUGAUCUGGGUGCAUUGCUGAACUUGCAUGGCGAGUCGACCACCGAUGACAAGGGCCACAAGGUUGAGAGAGAAUUCAAGGAGCAAGUCCUUGAGAGCGUUUAA
Aspergillus tanneri is the source of this 771-nucleotide messenger RNA. It is a transcript of the gene rps1, whose product is annotated as 40S ribosomal protein eS1. The record is from RefSeq and is a predicted model, not a curated record. The transcript is spliced from 5 exons. Gene Ontology annotation, cellular component: ribosome; cytosol. Gene Ontology annotation, molecular function: structural constituent of ribosome. The coding region runs from base 1 to 771 and encodes 256 amino acids. Lineage: Eukaryota; Fungi; Ascomycota; Eurotiomycetes; Eurotiales; Aspergillaceae. Gene Ontology annotation, biological process: translation.